UCUUUCUUUCUUUCUUUUUCUUUUUUUUUUUCCCCCCUUUCCUUUGCUUAGAGAUAAACCUUCGUGUUAGAAACCCUUUUUUUCCUGUCGUGUACAGUAUAUACAUGCAUUUUAAUGGCGGGCCUGCUGUCUCUGGUGUUUCCUUUCACUCCUAUUCCUGCAUUCGCUGUGCAUUUUCCUUUGUCUUGUCGAGUCAGUCGAGUCGAUUCGAGUCGAUUCUUGUGUUGAAAAUUUGGGCUUUUGUUUUGUUUUGUUUGUCUUUGCUCACAGCAUGGCGUUUUUUGGGAGUUUGA
This is a messenger RNA of Rasamsonia emersonii CBS 393.64, 293 nucleotides long. RefSeq lists its product as uncharacterized. NCBI's taxonomy places the organism in Eukaryota, Fungi, Ascomycota, Eurotiomycetes, Eurotiales, Trichocomaceae. The transcript has a single exon. The annotation marks the transcript as partial. The record is from RefSeq and is a predicted model, not a curated record.